UAGCGAAUAUUCGCACCACGGCUGCUGUUUGUUGAUGUUGAUCGCAUGUUUUAGAUUGUGAUGGAUGUUUUUAGAGCUAACUCUCUCAGAUCACAUCAUUGUGUGCAGUUUUUUAGAGUUGUGAAUAAAAGUCAACUGUUUCGAAGUUGGAAAGUGAAACCUCUCCAGGAAUUUUGAAUCAGAGUCCGUUCGCGGAACUGCGAUAACAGCUGUUUGGAAAAUUACUAGUAGAGUCCGGCAAAGCUGUACUGUUUGGAGAUAAAAUCUUAUCAUUUCCAUUCAGAGAUGAAACGAGAGGACCAAGAGUUGUUAGAGCGAGCUGAAGAGAAAGGGAAUAACGAAGAAAAACCUCAGAGUGAAGUUGUCAAACAAGACGAUUUCUUCGAAGAUGAAUUUGACAGAGAGUUUUGGGUCAAGGUUCGUCAGAAACAGAGUGAAGGACUGUCAUGGAGCACUGCUAUGAAUGAGGUGCGAGUUCAAAGAUUGAUCCAGAGAUACAAAGAUAAUGGAAAACUGGACAGUGAGGAUCCUGCUCUUGUGAUGAUAAAAACUUGGCCAACAUCCAGAAAAUACAAAGAUAAUCCUGAUAAACUUCCAGGCCUUGAGCAGCUG
Stylophora pistillata is the source of this 612-nucleotide messenger RNA. RefSeq lists its product as uncharacterized. The record is from RefSeq and is a predicted model, not a curated record. Gene Ontology annotation, molecular function: calcium channel activity. Gene Ontology annotation, biological process: calcium ion import across plasma membrane. Lineage: Eukaryota; Metazoa; Cnidaria; Anthozoa; Scleractinia; Pocilloporidae. Gene Ontology annotation, cellular component: plasma membrane.